CCUCGGGCAGCUUUGGGGGCGCUGCCUCUUUUUGUAAAAGCCUCCUACCCAGGUCAGCACAAAGCCUCUCUCGAUCGGCCCUCGAGCCACCAGUGCUGAACACGCGCUUUGUAUUUUAUUUGUGCUUUCUUUUCUCCCGGGAGGCGUGCAUCUUAGAAGCGCCUGCAAUUGAAGCGGGGCUUUCAGGGAGCAAUUCAGAGCAAGUUCUGUUGGUUCUGCGAAAUGUUCCUAAAAGUUAAGGCCCGCCCCGGCAGAAGCAGUCAUUUGACUGGAAGGAGCAGCACCAAAAAGCCACGGGCACGUUUGGGGUGGAGUCGAUGCGGUAAUAAAUACGAGGAGCCAGUAGUUCUAGCUACAGGAGCCUCUUCGGAGGCCUCGUUUCCCGCCCACAGGGUCGCAGCACUACACGGCGCAGACCCCUGCGCGGCCUCGCCCGGUGUGUUCUCCUUCGGCGCCCCAAGGGCGCGCAAACUCCCUGAGCCCCUGUAAGCAGCAUGUCGACGAGGGCUGAUCCGCCAAGGGGGCGGGGACAAGCGAAAACGGCAGGCGAGGCAGCCAAUCGAAGCGCGGGAUCGGCCGGCGGCGAUUUGGCGGUCCAAUGGGCUCUGCGGAGGGCCUGGCCGAGCGGAGGAAGCGCGGGGGCGACAAAGGGCUUUGUGGUGGCAAUCGAGAUUGUCGGGGCGCGGGCCGCGUGGCCCGGUGGCGCCGCUACUGUCUUCGGAAAGUUCAUCGGCAAGACGCUUCCCGCCAGCGUCAUCUACGAGGACGAGGGGAAUGAGGAGCGCCUUGUGUUCCAUGAGCUUUCACCCCAAGCUCCGACGCUUUUCCUAGUCAUGCCUAAGGAGGCAAUGAUCAGGUUAUCUGAAGCAGAAGAUCCUGGUGAAUCUCUUCUCGGGCGUUUAAUGAUUGUUGGCAAGAAGCGUGCUGCUCACCUGGGCCCGCCUGAUGGAUUCCGGACGGUUGCGGGUGAAGGGCCAGAGGGUGGGCAGUCUGUCCAUCACGUGCACCUACAUAUUCUGGGUGGCCGUCAGUUGGGCUGGCCGCCUGGCUAAGGCUUUUGUCCCCCAAGAGUUGCUGCACGUGUACAAAUCAUCACUGGAUGGAUUUUUUUCUGUUGCCCGUCAGUCUAGCCACUGUUGGUGUCUAAUUUCUCGUGAGGCGUGUCUGUGGAAGGUAAUAAAAGCUUUGAGCGGCAGUUGCACAAUAAAGAUUUAGCAUGGGGAUAUCAUCUCUGUCUUGUGCAUCUUACUGAGGGGAAAUAGUUCUGCAAGGUAAAACGGUGUCUCCCCGGAGCGUAAGCAUGUGGAAUGUUUCGGUCUGUUAACAGUGUUGCGUAGAUAGAUAGUGAUUUGCCCAGUCAUUUGAAGCGUGACAGGGGAACCGCACAGCAGUCUCCUGCGUCUUGUUGGGUGCAAUCUCUUAGCUUUUUGGGAAGUGGGAUGCAAGUGUGCAUACAGCCAGUGUAGGCUGCUGCUGAACCUCUAGAGAAGACUGUAUGCGACGCUAGAGGCAGGCCGGCCGUACAAGGGCGGUUUCAUCACGGUGCAGUGUGCUGGGAGCAUCCGAUUCCUGUUGGAGCACUCGAUGAAUGGCUGUGUAGUAAGGCCCCGUUGAUAUCCCUUUUCUGGUGAGGAGGGGUAUAUAUGGUAGGAGAAAACAAUUGGCCUGAAUGGCAGCUUUGCUGCUUCCAUAGCACAGUGGACAGUUGUGGAAUUUGUCAGUUUGGGUCAGCUGUCCUGGCUCUGUCCCCUCCCAACGUCUUGCCCACCCCCGGCUUACCGGAUGCUGGGGGAAAGGGUGGUUGGAGAGACAGCCUCCAUGCUGUGGGAGCACUGCUCAGCAGUAGCCAAAACACUGCUGUGUUAUCAAAGCCCUUCUAGCUACAACUACCAAGCGCAGCACUAUGAGGGCUGCUACGGGGAAAGUUGCCGCCGUCCCCGCCAGACCCAAACCAAAAGUACAUGACAGGGAGACGGCAAACUUCAUCUUUCUUUUUUUCUUUUCGGUGAUCAG
Messenger RNA from Pezoporus flaviventris, 2013 nucleotides. Its product is annotated as adenosine 5'-monophosphoramidase HINT1-like. The record is from RefSeq and is a predicted model, not a curated record. Lineage: Eukaryota; Metazoa; Chordata; Aves; Psittaciformes; Psittacidae. Gene Ontology annotation, biological process: purine ribonucleotide catabolic process. Gene Ontology annotation, molecular function: hydrolase activity. Gene Ontology annotation, cellular component: nucleus; cytoplasm.